CCGGUGUUUUUCCACUAGCCCUUAUGAGAUCACAUUAGCAAGCCAAAGGUUGUAUUUAUUUAUAUGUUUAUUUAUUUUAGAAUCUUAUAGUCCGGUCUUUUAAAUCUAUCGACGAGAUUAUAUCAACUGUAAAGCGCAUAUUUACUAUACUUUUUGUCUCCGUGCAAAGUAUUCCAGACCUUUCCUACACAGAAUAGAUAAAUAAAUAAAUAAUUAACAUAAGGUUUUUUUUUGGUUUGUUUCAAGUUUUACAAAAGCAACCUUUGCACGCAGUUUGUGGAUGGACCCAUAAGAACAGUUUAAAGGCAAAGUCUACAAAAUGAAGAGUUGAUUCUCAAUAUUCGCCCAUUAUUACAGUUAAACACCCAAUUUCACACACGCAUGUGCAUUGUGAACAGUACCACUGUCUGUAACCGUGUUAAUGUCCAGCCUAAACCUUUUAGCAUGAAAGCGAGCACAAAAAGAAAAGGGAAUCAAUGUGGAUCAGGAUGCAUUGCAGGGAAUGUUGUGUCUGUAGAAAGAAUCCGGAUUUUCAGUUAUUUGUAAAUUGCUGAUCACGCGUGUAAUUAUGUUCGGUUGUGCACAAGGCGCAUCACAUGGCGUGUAGUUAUUGUCUAGUCAUCGCUGGAAGCGGAGCCCGGCAGAGUUCAACUAUAAAUAGCAACGAGGCUCGUCUGCACUCGGCACACUUUGCCUUUGGCAUUUGUGUGUGUGUUCAUUACUUUUCAAUUAGAGGCCUGGUUUGAAAUUCCUGCAGUGAAUAACACAUCGGUGCUAUUUGAUCAUCAUGAAUAGCACGCUAGUUUAGCAGAAAUGCUCCCAGCUAUGGUUGAAGGGCUUUCACAGUGCGCGCAUAGGGAAGUUUAUGUGCAACGCAUGACCCAGGCACUGAAGUGCUUCAGUUUACUGACAGGUGGACGGGUACCAUUCGCUGCAUCAGAGAAGGCAGACCACGCCAGCCUCAUACGAAACAUGUUGGUUCAAGCAGAAGAUGCACUUCUGAUGGGGCACAUUUGGAAAACCAAAGAAUCAAGUGAUUACUGCAUGUAGGGAUGCCAUCAAGAAUAACAAUGUGAAUGCGCUCUUCAAGAUAAUGCGUGCUGGCAUUCAGACCUCCUAGCUGCAAUCACUCCGAUGACUGAGUGUGGAGAAGAAACCCAGCGGGGAUAACUAGGACCAGAUGUUUGGCACACCUCCGGGUAACCCAGCGCUGCAGAUGGAUGGACACGCAGCCGUUCCGUUGCGUGCUAAUUGAGGAGGGCCACAUUGCUGAAUAACCCUAACCCUCCAAACCUGGAGCCCUGUGGAAUACCCCAAGCUGCCUCCUGUGUGUGACUUGGAAAUAUUCUUCAUCCCAGCCAAGACUCACAUCUUGUAAUAGUUUUAACACCAAGCCUCCAGACCUACUUUAUUCAGGCUCCGAAGGACCAUUAAAAAGUGGCUGCACUGACUCCCAAAUUCCUCAUUUAAAAAAGAGAAAGAAAUUCAGAUUCCACAGGUGGUGAAACCUGUCUUCUCUCUGCACAUACUGUAAUUGGCCUCGCUGUUUCUCAGCGGCUGGGAAUGAGCAGCUUAUGACACGCGUCCGAUCUGCUGCAGACCAUGAGAGUUCAUUGGAAAGGAGGUGUGAUCUGCACGGUUGUGAUUCUGACAGUGCUGUGUGUAAUACUGUACACCCAGUAUGGAUUCACAGCACCAUGGAGAAUUCAGACCCUAAUCAAGGAAAUGUCAAACACAAGAGUUCUUUUGGGAACCACAGCCAAGAGGCUAGAGGAUGUGUUGGCAACACCUCAGCUUCAUUCUGGACAGAUGUGCAACUCUGAGCCAGUCGAUGAGGGUGCAGUUCAUCCCACCAGGGCCCCGUCUUUAUCUCGUCCACCUUUCAACUUCAAGCAGUACCUGAGAAACAAGGACUGCCGUGACUUCAAACUCCUUCUGAACCAGCCCGGGAAGUGUGUGGGGGACACUUUCCUGCUGAUCGCCAUCAAGUCGGUGGCGGAGGAGUUCGAGAAGCGCGAGGUGGUGCGCAAGACCUGGGGGGCGGAAGGGCUUUUAAAUGGAGUAAAGAUAAAGAUGGUCUUCCUGCUGGGGGUUCCCAAGAAUCAAACAGAGUUUCCAGAGUGGGAGCUGCUUUUGAGGUACGAGAGCCGUGUGCACAGGGACAUCCUCCUGUGGGACUUCCAGGAUACUUUCUUCAACCUGACCUUGAAGGAGAUCAACUUUUUAAAAUGGCUGGACGUUUUUUGCCCCAACGUGAAGUUCAUCUUCAAAGGCGACGCCGACGUCUACGUCAACGUCGAUAACAUUGUGGAGCUCCUGAAGGAGCGCAGCCCUGGCGAAGACGUCUUCAUUGGCGACGUCAUCUAUCAGGCUCAGCCUAUCAGGUCAAAGAAGAGCAAGUACUUCAUCCCAGAGAUGGUGUACGGACAGGGGCUUUACCCGGCCUAUGCAGGCGGAGGCGGCUUCAUCAUGUCUGGCUUCACCGCUAAGAGACUGGAGCGAGCUUGCAGAGAGGUGGAGCUGUUCCCGAUCGACGACGUCUUCAUGGGGAUGUGUCUGCUCCGCAUCGGCCUGAAACCAGAUUCCCAUGAGGGCUUCAGGACUUUCGGGAUAGUCAGGCCCUCUGCUGCCCCCCAUCUGCAAGUCUUUGAUCCGUGUUUUUACAGGGAGCUCAUGGUGGUCCACAGCCUCACCGUGGCAGAAAUGUGGAUCAUGUGGAAACUGCUUCACGAUCCGGAGGUACAGUGCAAUACCAAAGUGGUUGUGAAGAAGCCGUUCAAAUGGAUGAGGAAAAACCACAAAAACAAAAAGGAGUGAAACUGUCCUGAGUGGUUUCACUGCUAUUUUCAGCAUGCAUAUAACCUGUGAAAUACAGUAAAUCAUAUCGUCAAGCAGAACAUGCACAUUAUCAUUCCACUGUCUUUAGACUCAGAUAUCUAAGUAUAAGGGCAUUCUCUUAACACACUGUACCUCUUUUGCAGAUUUACCUUAAAAACAAUUAGAACCUUAAAACCGAAUGAACAAACAGUAAAGUCGGAUAUGAACUAGCUUCAUAGAUCAGUGUUCUGCAUGCAACAUGAAUGGGGCAUACAGUUCUGCUUCAUGUAUGUUCCCUUGUUAUGGUGCUACCAUGUUUAACAGUAAAUGUCCACCAAUAUUGUUCUUUUCCAUAAAUGCAAAUCAAGUUCACAAUAAUUCACAGUCUUAUGUAUUUAUGUAAGCAGACUUGAGUUCAUUUAUACAGUACUGAGAUAGCUACCUGUGCAGCAGGUGAAAGGAUCUGAAGAUUGUAACACACUCAGUAAUCACGCGCAUUAACUUUGAAAUAAAUACAAAAUCAUACAAUCAGUCAGUAUUGUUUUACAUGUUUAUUACAUCCAUUUUUAUUUUCUGAUUCAGAAUUUGAGGAUAUGAACACGAUUAUGAGCCGUGUAUCAAAAUGUGAAUAUAGUGGUUUAAAAAAAGUCAAUAAAUUACUCUGUGAAUUUGCAUAUGGUUGGAUUUGAAUUUGGACCAGCUGCGUUUAUUGCCAUCUUUUGAGAUGCUAAAGCUGAGGGAAGACAAAGCCACUUUUUCAGGAACAGUAGCUUGAAACCUGGUUCCAGGAGACCUAGGUUUGGAGGCAACUUUGCUGCAUCAAACCCCAAGUCUCCCCUGGUGUGCCACGCAGUGCCCUGAAACCAAGUUCCAAGCCACAAAGCGUCUUCAUGUUCCCUCAGCUUAACAGCGGCAUUUUCAAAAGCUCCAUGUGGAGGAGCAUUUAGAUAUGUUUAUUUAAACGUUACAUCGGAAAAGACUUAUAGGUUAUUCUACGGAUAGAGAUUAAAAACUAUCUAUCAUUUUCAAACACCACAUUUCUACUGUAUGCAUCAGUUCACAAUUUCAAUAAGCAAUGGGCAUUUAAAAAAAAAAUGCAUCCCCAAAAAAUGAUGGAUUUGAAAAACAUUUGAAAAUAGUACUUAUAUGAAAGUUGCUUCGAUCAUAUCCAUAGCAACUGUAUUCCAGUUUAGAGCUCUGUAUUACAGUCCUUUAUUUCCAUUGUCAAUCAACCAUGCCUGAAUGCGUGGACGUGUGCUACCCACCCCUUGACCACGAAUUCAACGUAUCUGAUGACAUUUAAUAUCAAGUAUUAGGAAUAUCUGAACAGAGUGAUACUUCCACUUAUGAGACUACAUUAAGAGACUGGGGUUCAGGCUUCUACACUGGACAUGUAACCCAUACCUUUUCAGCAGUUUAGUAAAACAGUUCUUUGAGCACACAAACCAUUACUGACAGCCUGACGUGUUAUCAUUUCAGAAUUCAUGCUCAUAAUGCAUUUCAUUACAGUUUCAUAUAGGCUGUGCAGGAAAUUAAGAGACACAAAGUAUCUUCAGCAAGCAAUCGAUACAGAGAAGCAAUCUUAGUAAGAGCCUCGAUUAACAGCUAAGAAUGGAAGAAAGGUAAGCUUGUACCAUACUGUACAUGGAGGGAUAGUUACAACACUCUACAAAGUCACAGUAAAAGGGAAGACUAAAUGUAAAGAAAUACCAUUAACACACAUCCUCAUACUGUAUCCCCUGAUACUGGUCCAGACUUGCAAUGUCACAAUAUAUAUAUAUAUAUAUAUAUAUAUAUAUAUAUAUAUAUAUAUAUAUAU
This is a messenger RNA of Polyodon spathula (Mississippi paddlefish), 4636 nucleotides long. Its product is annotated as UDP-GlcNAc:betaGal beta-1,3-N-acetylglucosaminyltransferase 9-like. The coding region runs from base 1603 to 2817 and encodes 404 amino acids. The transcript is spliced from 5 exons. Gene Ontology annotation, molecular function: hexosyltransferase activity. The record is from RefSeq and is a predicted model, not a curated record. Lineage: Eukaryota; Metazoa; Chordata; Actinopteri; Acipenseriformes; Polyodontidae. Gene Ontology annotation, cellular component: membrane.